GAAAGAAAUCAUCUAACCAUGGAGCUGGACAUUAACAACUGGAAGAAUUUCUGGGAAACAUGGGAUAUCAGGGGAUUUAUCAUCUUGUCUCUCUCUCUUCAAGCUCUUCUAAUCUUAUUCGGGCCCUUGCGGAAGAGUACUGCAAGAGGAUUCAUCCUCAUCCUUCUCUGGCUCGCCUACUUGAUGGCCGACGCUGUAGCCAUCUUCGUCGUUGGACUCAUCUUCAAGAGCCAACAACGCAAGGAGGAUGACCUUUCCGUUCACCCAUGCCCUUGUGACAAUGCCUAUCUUCUCGCGUUAUGGUCGCCUUUCCUCUUAGUCCACCUCGGCGGCCCGGACACCAUUACUGCCUUCGCACUUGAAGACAACGAGCUCUGGCUUCGCCACCUUCUUCAGUUGCUAGUCCAGUCGGGCACUACGGCUUACGUCUUCAUCCUCACCCUCUCGACAAACAAGUUUUGGCUUCCCACCCUCCUGACGUUUCUCGCGGGGCUCAUCAAAUACUCGGAGCGAACGCGUUCUCUGUACCUCGCCAGCACUAGGAGAUUCAAGAAGAGUUUUCUCACUGACCCCGAUGCUGGCCCCAAUUAUGCCAAGCUCAUGGACGAGUACUCUUCCAAGAAAAGUGCAGAUCUCCCCACCAGAGUAGACUUGAACGAGGAGCCAGUUAGGGCUAUCCAAAUCGGUAAUGAAGGGGAUAAAAGGGAUUUAUCUGAUAUUGAAGUGAUCAAGCAUGCUUAUAUGUUCUGCCAGACCUUCAAAGGCCUUAUUGCCGAUCUCAUUUUUAGUUUCCGCGACCGUAACUUGAGCCGAGGCUUCUUCCUGAAUAGGACUGCCAAGGAUGCCUUCAAAAUAGUGGAGGUGGAGCUCAAUUUCCUCUAUGAAAUUCUCUACACCAAGGUUGUGGUGAUCCAAGGCCUGGUCGGAUAUUGUCUCCGAUUUAUCUCCUUCUGUUCAGUUGUGGUGGCAUUUUCAUUGUUCGCUUCCAAGGAAAAGAAGGAGCUUCAUCCAAUUGAUAUUAGAAUUACCUAUGCUUUGUUUAUCGGUGGAAUUUCUCUUGACAUUACAGCUUUCUUUAUGUUGAUUUUGUCUGAUUCAACUGCUGUUGCACUCACCAAAUCAGAGUAUCCAUCUUGGAUCAUUAGAAUUCUGGCCAAACUCCUUUUUGUCAAGAGGCAAAGGUGGGUUGUUGAAGACACAUCAAAGCCUUAUCCCUUUCGUUUGAAGUUGGUUCUACCUCUCCUCCACGGGAGAUGGUCUGAAUGCAUCUCUCAAUACAACCUGAUCCAUUACUGUCUGCACACCCGUUCUGAAAGGAUGGAAAAGGUCAUCGACGCUUUGGGCCUCACUGAUAUUCUAGACGGCUUGAAGUACGUGAACACGAAGAGAUUUGACACAAGACUGAGAGACUUCAUCUUCGAAGAGUUGAGAUUGAAGUCUGUCAUGGCCAAAGAUGUAAGGGUUGCCAGGCAGAUAGCUUCGGCCAGGGGCGAAUGGGUUCUUGGCACCGAAGAUUGUGAUGCCUUGCUUCCAUAUGUUCUUGACGUUAAUUAUGAUGAUAGUCUAAUAGUGUGGCACAUUGCUACCGAGCUAUUAUAUGGUACUGAUAGAGGCAACGAUGGCAACAAGGAUCUUCGUGAAUUCUCUAAGCUCUUGUCGGAUUACAUGUUUUAUCUCCUGAUUAUGCAGCCAAAUUUGAUGCCUGCAGCAGCAAGUAUCUCGCAAAAAAGAUUCAGGGAUACCUGUGCGGAGGCCAAGGAUUUCUUUCUUGGGAAGCAAAAGAGAAAAAACAAAUCCUCCUUUUGUAUCCCUUGUGUGGAUAAAUGCUUCUUCUGCUCUAGGAAAUCAGAGAACGAACAGAAACAAAGCCCAUUUAGUCAAAGUGCACCUGGUUCCGGUUCUUGUCGAGAGAUCUUUUGUUGCUUCUUGAAAUGGGGUAGCAACGAGAAAAAAGGAUUGGAUUUUGAACACACAGAAGCCUGCAAGUCCAUCCUUGCUGUUAAUACAGAACUUAGACCAGUUGAAGUCAAGGGAGACAAAAGCAAAUCAGUAUUGUUUGAUGGAAGCAUACUGGCCAAGGAGCUGAAUAAGUUAGAAGAGAACCAGGGAAAAGACAAAUGGGAGAUAAUGAGCAAAGUGUGGGUUGAGUUGAUGUCUUACGCAGCUUGUCAUUGCAGAGCCAGCACUCAUGCUGCCCAACUUUGUAAAGGUGGGCAACUCAUCACUGUGGUGUGGCUGUUGAUGGCUCAUUUAGGCUUAGGGGUGCAGUUUGAGCUCAAUGAAGGCAACCAAAAACUGAAUGCACGCUAGUACGUAGUAGGCAUAUGACUGAACUGCCAAAGUCUUAUGUCUUCCUCUAUCGCUGUGGGCAAGACAUUGUGAAGGAUAGAUGGGGGA
Molecule: messenger RNA, 2397 nt
Organism: Diospyros lotus (date-plum)
Lineage: Eukaryota; Viridiplantae; Streptophyta; Magnoliopsida; Ericales; Ebenaceae
Exons: 1
Coding region: 19-2310 (763 amino acids)
Source: RefSeq, a predicted model, not a curated record